AUGUGGUGCUACCAGAAACCGGGGUUUGAAGCCCUCGUCCUCGCUGAGCUGCAGAGACAGCAGCAGUGCAGCCAGUUCUGUGACACUCUGCUUAAAACAGAAGGUAUAUCAGUGCCAGCACACAGCUGUAUUCUCUCAGCCAUCAGCCCUCACAUCUCCUCCGCUCUGUCCUCCGCACCGCCACCCCCUGCAGGACAGAGCCACCUCUUGGAGUUUAAUGCUCUCGGCACCUGCACCCUGCUCCACAUGGUCAGGCUGUUAUACUGUGGGGAGAUGGCAGGGGAGGGGGAGAAGGAGAAGCAAGAUGCUAUUUCUGCUGCAGCCAAGCUGGGCAUCCACGGGCUGGUGGAGGUCGCAAAAGGUGAUCUUAAGGACAGAAAAGAGGACGGGCAGCAUGCGGAGGUAGGAGUGCAGACGGAGCCAUUGAUGCCUGAGGUGAAUGAAGGGAGACGGGCCAGGUGGAGGAGAGAAGUGAGAGAGGGGAGCACGUUUCUGUGGAAAGAGACACCGUCAGAGGGUGAAAUGGACAUGUGGACUCAGACAGAGGAGCUGGAAGUAAACACAGCUCCCACCUCUCAACCAGCAGCCUUGGAAACCAUAGAUAUGUCUGCUCUCCAGAGUUUAGGGACGACAAACUCCCAGCUCGUUCCCCCUAACAUUCCCUACAUCCCCAUAUCCCUCGUCUACCCGCCAGAUGAAAACCAAAUGCACCAACCUUCCUCUGCUCUCGUAGACUCUAUACAAGUAUCCACAGCAGCUGGACACACAUCUGUCGCUGCUGUGGCACCACCGCCCAGCUUCAUCUCCCCACCCCUUCCUUUACCCAGCCAGGUGGCCCUGUGUGCUGCUGACCCUCAGAGCUGGUGGGCGGGCCCCCAGGAAGCAGCCAGCACUGUCAGAGCGGCUGAAGAAUGGGAGGACGAGCAGUUAGAGCAGUUUCAAGACAACAUCCCUGGAUACAUCAGCUACUUCCUGAACCCGCCUGAGGAGGAGGGUCCCCCCAGGGGGCGAGCAGGGAGGAGGCAGGGAGCAGGGGCGGGAGGUGCAAGGAGAGCUGGGACGGGUGAGAGGAGAGCCGCGAGACCAAGAACGGGAGGGAGGGGUAGGGGAAGGUUAACGCAGAUGGUGGAUGUGCAGGAGGUGGGGGUGAGCAGGCUGCAGAAGAUGUUCUUGCAGAGGUGGGGGCUGAGGGCUUCCAAGACAGGUCAGGGCGGAGGAGCUGCGGGCAGGAAGUUGUACCUGAAGACCAGAGAGCUUCUGAAGACCAAUAAGAGGAGAAGAGGGCGCAGCAGUGUGUGGGAGUCCAGCCAGAGUGGAGACAUGCCGCCAUACAGUGGGACAGGAGGAGGUAACACGCAGCGUAAAAGGAGCACAACGCAGCAGUUGAAGCAGGAAGGCCCUCCUGUUGGCAGGGCACAGAGGGCGAUGGCCAAACCAACAACGAAGGCCAAACCAACAACCUCACAGCCUUUUCCAUCACCCGCCCUGCUGCCACCUAAAGCCUCUUACGUGCCUCCAGCCUCGUCCCUCCUCCACAUCACCUCCCUCCCUCCUCCAGUUCCUGCUUCUCACGAGGAACACUUUGAACGUCUGUUGGAGGAAGUGAUGAUGGGCCUCGAUAUUUUACCAAACAACAACGGUGCUCCCCACGCUCAGCCUCUUCCAUCCAGUAGCAGCAGUCAUGCCAACGCCUCCUGUGGCAGUACUUUGGCCCAAAACAAACAACAAGGCCACUCCACUGCAAACUAUGAGAUGCCCGUUCUGCAGCAUCAGGGAGAAGGAGCGCUGAGUGAGAUACUUGAUGACUUCCUCCAGUCCUUUGAGCAGCACAUUGACAGCUGUGCUGCCAGGGAAGAGGUGGAGAUGGGUAGUCGGAGCUGCACAGAGUCUAGUCAGUCUCAUACCGUCCUGAGCAAAGACAGAAAAGCCAAGACGCCUCACAACCAUCAUUUACAGAAUAAACACACAACUGGUCCAGUCAGACACUCUCAGAUAACUGAACUGCAAAAGAGUGAUGCAGCCAGAAGACAGCCGGGACAUUCACAGCCACGCAAGGCUUCUGCUCCCAGUGCCGCUCUAUCCAAACAUACUGAGGGAUCACCGGGGAAAGUCAGAGCACCGGCCAAACGACGGAGGAGAAGAAAAAAUGAGUAUGCAUUUGGGAUUAACGUGAAGGUGAGGAAGUCAGAGCCAAGGAGUAAAGCAAAAGCGAAAACUGUUCAUGACCAAGUAGACAAGCAGCUGCAGCAGAUGCCUGUGGUGAAACUGGAGAGGAGUGUCUCGCUGCCAACCAAAGUUGCACUGCAGGAUGUCAGCUGUCUGGAAGUCAAGGUGACAGACUUUUCAAACUACUCUCCACUAAUGCUCCUGAUGAUGUCUGCUGUCAUCAUCGGUCGAGUCAAAGUCUGA
Molecule: messenger RNA, 2409 nt
Organism: Epinephelus moara (kelp grouper)
Lineage: Eukaryota; Metazoa; Chordata; Actinopteri; Perciformes; Serranidae
Exons: 3
Coding region: 1-2409 (802 amino acids)
Biological process (GO): positive regulation of transcription elongation by RNA polymerase II
Molecular function (GO): protein binding
Source: RefSeq, a predicted model, not a curated record